Pocillopora meandrina is the source of this 10664-nucleotide messenger RNA. The record is from the annotation of a GenBank genome assembly. NCBI's taxonomy places the organism in Eukaryota, Metazoa, Cnidaria, Anthozoa, Scleractinia, Pocilloporidae.
GCGUUAUGUUGGUUACGUUACUUGACCUCAUUUGGAGCUAUCGUAGAGCGUGAUCCUUUCCGUUUCAGAAUGACCCAGUUCAAUUUCCGCUCCACCCCUUGGAAUGCUCGUACGGGCUAUAAAUUGGAAGUUAGGAGGAUUUCGCAAGCAUUAGCAUUCCUGUCUCCUUUAAACCCACGGCUCUUUGCGUUUGAUUCUAAGGGCUGACUAAAUUACCACUACUUGAUUAGCGAAAAGAAGUUUUAGCAAUGGGAAAUUUAAUUGGAAUUGACUCUCACAAGAAGCAACAGAUCGAAGGUAAGACUUGUGAAUGUAAACAUACGCAAAUAGUUGAGAUUUUCGUGCCUGCACGUUCAGUGAAGUUAUAAAUGAUGGAACUUUAUCGAAAUUACACACUGAUCGACGUUCGUGCGACUACUUUGAGAACAAGCUUUUUUCUCAAACCAGUCAUUCUUUUUUUUUUUAACAAACAGGAAUUAAUUACCGCAGUGAAAGCAAGAAAAUUGCUCCUUUCCUAACUCAAGUAUUUCGGUGCUCGUUUUGCGAUCACGCUCAGCCUAGUUAUCAAUCCACUGAAUGCAGACAAAAAUGUUUUCAGAAACUGAUGUGUAAUGAAACUGAAACUUAUAUAAAAAAAAUUUGGAAGAUUAUUGUUUUGCAUUGUAGUUAAAUUAAGUGCAACGUGUAAUGUCAUUUUAUUGCUCAAUAUACCUGGUUUAGUUCAACAUAAUUUACCUGACUGGUUUGUGGAGAUUUGUCGGAACUUGUAGUUGAUCAUCCUCUCUUCAGUUGAAUCGAUAUUUUGCCAUUUCUGGUCAUAUGUAGAAAAUCAAUACGUAUUUCCGGGAGGAAAUAGCGAAGAGAGCAGUCAACGUCGUGAAAGUGAUAACAUGGGUGUACAUGUAUAUUCGUGUCCCACCCAAUUCAAUAGCAGCUUUGACAGAUACAUCACAUAAUUAGGAAGCGAUUCAGCUAGAUUCAGCACGAACCAAUUCGUACCUGAUGGAAUGCCCAUAUAUUUGUUUUGAUUGAUAAAAUUAUUAUUUUUCUACACAUUUGUUAAAAAAAUUUAUUGUUAAAAUAUACAUGUAUUUGAUAUUUACAGUAUGUGACUGAUCACUCACGAUAAAUUUUCGUUGAUUUGUUCCUCUCCCUUUAAUACACGUGUGUUUUAUAACCAUCAGCAGUUUCCGUUUUGAACCGUGAAGUAAUUGGGUCAGUAAUUGUAUGCACAACUGUCAAUAUACAUGUUCCAUAGAUAUUUUUUUACAUUGUUAUUUUUGUUUUUAUGUAAUUCAAGGUUUGUGAACAUAAUUUAUAUUUCUCAAAAUAAUUGUGCCCCUUUGAAUAAUUUCCAACCCAGUUUGAGUUUUGUUGUCUGUGUCUCCUUUUCAAUUUCAUUAUUGGGAACAAAGGAAAUUGAAAAUCAAAGGAAUUUAGACCUUUUUUUUUUAAUUUAACUGGUAAGACAUUGAUAACACAGGAACUAUCCUAUUUGCCUGGGUUUUUUUCACUGUAGUGUAAGGAGAUAGAGGCAAAGGGGGUUCUAAUCCUAUUUCAAGCACAAAUUAAGGAACCCUUAUAUGUUUAAAUAGCAUUUCACUUGUCAAAUUUAAAAGGGAAACCUUAAAAAUUCCUCCUUUUGUGUGUAAGGUUUCAAGGAAAUUUUGAGGUUUUCACGAAAUGAAAGAGAAAUAAAUUCACAGGUCACAUCAUUAUAUUUCAGGUGGCAAAUUAUAAUGUACCUUACUCUGGUUUAAAAAUUCAAGAAUCAUGCUCAUCCUCUUGUAAAAAUUCAUGACUUCAUCUCAUCACAAUUAAACCCUUCACUACCUUCUAAGGAUAAAAGAACAUGUAGCAUUCAUACAUGUACUUGUAUUAUUGCCAAACAAUUUUUUUCCUGUGCUUGCAGACAUUGCUCAAGAAUUUCUACAAGAGUUCACGUUAGCCUACAACACAGCCUAUGGAGUUGAAUACACAAAGUUAACCUUGAAGGAAAUUGAUGCAGAAUCCUUUGCUGAAGAAAAACCAGCUUAUCAGUUAAUGCAGAGAUCAGUAAGUUUUUUUUUUUUGUAUUUCUUAUGAGGCCUGCAAACAUUACGUUAGGGUUAUAGGUGCCUCAAGAUUCCCCCUAAAAAGCAAAGUAGUAGGUGAAGUUUCAGAAAUUUAUCCAGGUACGUAAAAGAACUCAUACAUAGUAAUGAUCUUUGAAAUUCUGUUUUCUUUAAUUUGUUUCAGUGGGAUAGUAUCAAAAAUCCAUUAAAAAUGGGGUAUCUCACAAAGAAAGGAGCAGUUGUCAAGAACUGGAAGAGACGUUACUUUGUGGUUAAUCCUGAUUACUCUGUUGACUAUUUUGAAAAUGAAGAGGUAUGCAAGUUAUUAAUACUACUAUUACAAUCAUACUAUUAUCACCAUCACUAUCAUUAAUGAUAUCAUUAUCACUAACCUUUAAAGCCUUUACUAUCAAGAUCUGAUUUUAAAUUCUCCCCUCUAGCUGCUACACAUUUCCUUGUCAAUAAAAUAGAAGAAUUUGGUGUUAGAUCAGGAUAUAAACUUCUACCUGAUAUGUUUGAGUACUCUCAUCACCUGUUUGCUUGGUAAUGUAUGAAGAUUAUAGGGAGAAGUUUCAUUUGAAUCACUUCUGGAAGUUAAAGGGUUAACUCCCAAGAUCCAAUUUAAAAUUCUCCCUACUUACUGCCAUACUUUUCCUUGUAAAUUAGACAAGAGAAUGUAGUCUUAUUUCAAAGUAACAUGGCCUCUAGCUGAUAAGGUUGUCUUUAAUAAUAACCCACUAGCAUGAUGCACAUAACAUAUUGGAAUUGCACAGAAAAAUUACAUGUUAAUUAUGUCAGAGUCUAAACUCUAUUUAAAAAAUGUACAAUGAAAACUAUGGAUUUUCUUGUCAUGAUUGUUAGACUGUGUCAAGGGUUUUCUUGUGUUGAGUAAUCAUGCUAAAGUGUUUUUCACUCACUGUGUUGUAUAAUUUGUGGACAGGCAUACGAGAAAGGUUUCAAACCCAAAGGCACCAUUUUUCCUUGUGGAUAUGAAGUCAAUGGUAACUUGGACGAAACAAUGGCAGAGAGAGUAAAGAAUCUGGCAAAACAGAUGAGUAAGACAUUCUCAGAAUAACUGUUUAAUUAAAAGGAACUAUUCAAUACCAUUAAGAGAUGACAAAUGAUGCUUGUUCUUUUUAUACCCAUGUACAGUAGCUUGAAGUUUUUUUACUUUUCUAUUUUUAUCAUAUUGACAAUUAUUCAUGAGCUUACAAUUAAAAAUAAAAAACUUAAUAAAUAGUAACGUAGCAUUGUUGACUUUGGAGACUAGAGUGCAUACCAAAUGUUCAGUCAGUUGAUGUUGUUUAUUGAUAAGUGCAUUGAAUGUAGGAAUGUAUCAAGUGAAACAAAAUUUACCCCUCCAAAUCAGUUAUAAAGUUAAUAAAAUACUUGAUUUAUUUUUCUCUAGUUUCAUAUACCUUUCUGUUGUGCAUUUUCAUGUUAAUGAAACAAUAUUUUAUUAAUUUAUAUUGUCUAUAUCUGUUAACAUUGACCAGAGGUAGAUGAGAAAGAGAUAGGCACCCCAGAAAAGUACCCUGAACACACAUUUGAGGUUUCCCAUUCUAGAAGAAGGUCUUAUCUCAUCACUGCUGAAAAUGAUGAAGACAAGCAUGCCUGGAUUGAAGCUUUCAAAGUUUGUUGCAGAAAAGCUGAAGGUAAGCAAGGAAUAAGACCAGUUAACACUGUAACAACUGGUUUUGACAGUUUGAUACAUGCACCCACUAACCUCCACUCCUGAGUUGUGAGAAGUAUACUGUGAGAGUAAAGUGUCUUUCCCAAAAAUUCAAUCAUAGGCAGAGCACACUACAUGUUUGUGUUUUAAUAAUUGUUGACAUGAGAUGAACAAAAUGUGUGAGGGUUAUGUCACUAAAGCUCUGAAAAUUGCAUAUCUUCAUUACAUCUCGGUCUGAAUACCUUGAGUCAAUGAAACUAAAUGAAAUGUUAAUUGGUGCAUUUGGGGUAUUUUUUCACCCUAAUGGGCUGUCUUUCCUCUCUUAAUGGUCUCCAGCCAAAAUUAAUUUCAUCAAAAGAUGCUUCAAAUGAGCCACAAGGGCAAAAACAAAAAAUAUCCACAAAUGCAUCAAUUAACAUUUCAUUUAAUUUUAUUGAGAUAAUUAUUCAGACCAAGAUGUAAUGUAGAUAAUGCAAUUUUUGGAGCUUUAUUCGUAACCUCAUUAAUUUUCUCAUAGAUGCCAAAACCUUAUAGUUACAAUAAUUAUGAUCAUCACAUGAGUGUAAUCUAUUAUUGAACAGAGUGACAUACUAUACACAGCAUCUGUAUGUUAGCUUCAGUAUACACGUGUGCUGGAACUUUUUGAAGUAAUUUGUUGGUUUACACCUCUGCUUUUUGUGUUUUUUGGCAAAUGAAGGAUUGAAAAGUGAAGAUCCCGUGGGCUGUGCUGCUUUUAAAGUGGCUUUGUGGAAGACGUACUGGAGGUACAGAGUUGAAGGAACAGAGGAACAGGUACAUGUAUUUUAAAAUUAUUGCUUUGUCCAUUAACUCAGCAUGAUCACCCCUGCCACUCAUGACAGGAGAGUUUUUGAUCUAGAGUCCAGGGUUCAGACCCCCGAGGUGUAGCAAUUAAUUCCUCUUGGCAAAGUACAUGUACCUCACUUUUCCAAGUUGUGUGUAAGCUUUUGUAACAUAAUUUUUCACUUCAAUAGGUUCUCAGUGAUAUCCUUGUGGACAGGAUCAACUAUCGUGUCAUGUCUGAUGUGUACGCUGAGAUUCGAGGAGGCUGGACAAUGAAGCAAAAGAUCAGAGAGCAGGUUGGCCUACUAUCUAUUUUAAAUAGGGUCCAGUCUGUUCUGUUUAUGCAUUGUGGCAGUUGUCUGGUUAGUCAUUCCUUUGAAGUUUGUAGUUAGUAAUCAAAAUGGACCAUCAAUUGAAAGAAACAACAGAUAUCACAGUAGGCCAGUGAUAACUCAAAGUAAUUACAAAUUAAUCAAACUCUCCAAAGAACUGGAAAACUCAAGUGUCCUAGAAGUAACUGCUUUUAGCUUUGUUUCUGGUUGGUGUAGAAGAGACCAGUGGUGAUAAAAGUUUUCCAGACUAGUCAAAAGAGCAAAGUGAAGCAAAGAAGUGUAAUCAGGGAUGACUUGAGACACCCAUUCAAAAAGUCUCUAUCGUAAGAUAGGGUUACCACUACCCUCUUCAAUAUGAGCCUAUUGUACAUCAUGAGAUAGGUGAAAGUGGAGCUUGCUGUUUGGAAAAUUCUUGUUGACUGUUUUAUUUUAAAGGUUGUGAAGACUUUAGAUUCUCUUGUAAUGGCUAUGGUCAUUCCAUCAUGGAAAGGAAUGCAGGAAUCUUCUCAGCAAAUGAAAACAGUCCUUGAGCCAACUAUCAAAGACAAAAAGGAUGAACUGGCUGCUGUGCAGCGCAAAGUCAUGUGGGAUUUAUCAGGCAUGUGCUGCAUUUGUCUCUUCUGUCAAAACGUAUUUCGUAUCUGAGAGGAGUCAUUCCUUUUGUUCAUUGUAAGAACAUGGUUGUGGUAUAAUUGGAGUUCAUUGGUGAAAUUAAUUUUUAAUUUUCUCUAGAGCUUCUGAAAAGUACUGUGGAAAAAGUGUUGAAGGACAUGGAAGAGACCAUGAAAGAAAUGAGUAAUCUUUUAAGAACAAGGGUAUGAAUAUUCGUCAUUGUUAUAUUAUUAUUAUUAUUAUUAUUAUUAUUAUUAUUAUUAUUAUUGUUACUAUUACUAUUGUCGUUAGUACCAUUAUUACUACAUGUGCACACUGUUUAAUUUUUCGAAGACUUUAACAAUGCACUGACAUCCAAGAUGCGUUUUAGUUGCUCUAUCAUUUUUUAGUAAGUGUACUUGAUGUUUUCUUUGAUUUUGCAGAUGGAACAAGGUUUGGCAGAGUUAAGGAAAAUCUUCAUCAAGAAAAUCGAUGAAGUCAUUGAGAAAGCAAAGAACACUAAUGAAAUUGAAGCAUCCUUACCUUCAGUAAGGGCUUAUCUUGUCUAUUAUUGAGUAGAUUGUCGAUCAUAGGAAAAUAAAAGUGUGCCCUGGAAGCAAUCCAGGUUUUUCUAUCUAGCAGUGUAUCUACAAGUGGUUAUGAAAUUCCAAAGAAUUACCGAAGCUUCAAACGUUGUAUCGGACGAACGAUGAUUUCAAAGUUUUAACGAACCAUAAAUUAUUUGACGUAUUAUUAAACUAAUCAUUCCGAUAAUAAACCCUUAAAUUGUGGCUUUCGCACGAACAUUAUCGGCCGGCCUCCAAUAAUUAGUGGACUUACCGCAAAUUUUCGCCAUACGAAGAAUUUUCUAGGUGUUUUUUCUCUUGUUUUGUUUUCUUUUCCCUCUUUUUCGGUUGAAUUAAUUCAUGUAUUGGAUAAAUAGCUGAACAAUCUUAAGACUUUAAUCCGCCGUUUCCGUUUGCCGUUAUUCAUAGGUCUAUUUAUUCUUUCAAACUUGUUUUUUUUUUCUUAGUUCUUCCAGACGUUGGACAGAGCGCCUCGUUCAUUGUCCGUGUUGUACGAUGCUUUAGUUUGCAUUCGCUUUGUGAGCGCGCUCCACGAGAAGUUUCAUGAGCGUAUCAACAAACUGAACGGUCAUCUGGUGACAGACAUCGGAUCUGACAAGUUGGCUCAGGUAAGUUAACCGUUCUUCUUUGUGAAAUGUUUGAAGUUAAAAGCAAAUGAAGCAUGAAACUUGGGAAAUCAGUGCAUCAUCUCUUAAGCUAUUUUUUCCUCAGUUCACUUUUGAUUGGGAGCUGAAUGAAAGGUAAGGCAGGUGUUUCGUCAAGUCUCCCCAAACAUUUCUCUGCCACCUCUCUGCACUUGUUGGUUAAGGGAGGCACUAAAAAAGUGUCUGCUCUUCCCCUCAAACUAUCAGUUGUUUUAGUUUGAAAUGCUAACUGUUGAGCUAUUUUGUCUCUUAGAUGUAAACUUUGUUAGCAGCAUUACUUGACGAACUGUGCCCGUUUUAAAAUUUAGAAUGGACGUAGAAGUUAUAGAGAUUUUAGGAGCAUUCAUUGCUAUUUCUUUGUAAUACUCUUUAGCUAAUUUCAGUAAACUGUAAUGUGGUCACCAUACUCCUUUAACACUGUAUAACAACUUUUGUUUCAGCUUCUGGACUCAGCCAUGUUUACUUUUGAGGAACGUUUGAAUGAAGGAAUCUCUGGUACUGACGCGAAGGCAAACGGUGAAACAGCCGCGGACAUAAUGAAAGUCGUCAAGGAGGAAGUACUUUUGGUAAGCUGAUUUACCCGACGCAACCUUCAUCUUUGAGAAAAUGACGUUGAAAAAAUUUUUUAUCCCUUUUACGGGGAAAAAGAGGAAAUAGCCAAGUUGGUUCGUGAUGUGGGAAGAUUAUUUUUCAACUCUGUUAAGGUUUACUUCAACUGAUCCUUGAGUUUGCUUUGGAUGAAGUGAUGCCAUCCCUUGGGGAUAACUUGAAUAGGAGCCUUCUACUCUUUGGCGCACAUGGUUUUACUUAGUAAGCAUUUUGUCAUAUUUUUUUUCCAAUCCACAGAAAUACGACGAGGACCAAAAAGUCGUGCUUGAAGAGUACUUGAUGGAGUCAAUGCUGUGCAUGUUGGUGCCUCACACCCACAGCUUCACGGAUGAAGUUUGCAAACCAGUAAGUGAUGCCAGACGAUGAAAAGUAACAUGAACCCUUUAACUCCCUUGAGUGACCAAGACAGAAUUUGUCCUUACAAUUACAAUGCAAUAUCAAGUAGGCAAGUGAUGAGAAUGGAGAAAAACAACAAUUAGGAGUUUAUUAGUUGAUCUAUUACCAAAUUCUCCAACUCUGAUCAUAAGAAUUGUAUGGAGGAAAGUAAGGAGAAUUACUGAUGAUAUCUUGGGAGUGAAAGGGUAGCUCUACAGGGCGUGAAAUUAACUUUUUUUUCUGAUAGCCACUUGGCUCCUAAAUUCUUCAAAGUGGUAGCCAAUUCAAAAAAAGUUGGUCGCCAUUUUCAAAGACAAACAAAAUCUUUCUUUACGCUGUCAGCGUUCUAGAUAGACCCUCUAAAAUUAAGUUAGGGAAAAGAUCUUUAACGUGCUACAAAGUGGACACUAGGAUGUAUGAUAUACAACUUUCAGGCUCAUCUAAAUCCAAGAUGGCGUCUAGUUAUCGAUCGAGAUGCAUGUGCUACGUUUUGGAAACAAACUUAACGAGGAAAUUUGCUGCGGAUUUAUCUUUGCUAAUUUAUUUAAUUCACUAUAUCUCUUGGUAAGGUUAUGAUGAAACGUUGUAGUCGCCAAUUUGGCGACUAACUUUCAGGAUUUGGUCGCCAAAGUGAAAAAUUUAGUCGCAUUGGCGCCUGUAUUAGGCGCAAUUUCACGCCCUUAGAGUCUAAGAUUCUCUUAUCAAGAAACGCAUCGACUUAUAUUAUGGGAGAAGCCUCCCCAAUGAACUCUCGUAUUUUCUAUAGUUGUACUUAGCGUUUUCAAUUAGUUUCAAAAUUAUGAUUUCAACGGUUUUUGUUUCCCAUGAUCCUUUCUCUGAUGAUUUUUGUGAUUUGUUACAGAUGAUCAAACCAGUGGAAAGUAGCAUACCAGACCCCCUCCGUCAAGCAAUUUCACUCAAUGACAAAUAUGAUACCUACGUGGAAACGAGCUUACGGGACACAAUCAAGAAAGGUGAGUCAAACUUUUCACCAACCCAAGAUCUACAUAUCAAUUCUUGGCAUAUUCCUCGAUACCUUACAAUUUUGGCUCUGAGAACACGAUGUGAAAUCACACAAUAUCGCCUCCUUUUUUGCGGAUUACAAACAAGGAGCAGAAAAUUGAACAGUCCCCUAAAAUUUCUAUAAACGUAUAAGAUGAUUUUGCUUUAAACACUACUCACUUGCCUCCUACCCUCGAAAGCUCAUAAACGUUUUCAUUGAUUUCAAGAAAGUGACUAGUUAAAGCUAAUCCUGAUUAUUUCAUGUUACAGUUUGUGGCAUCGGAGGUUCACCAGUGGCUCAACCAAGUGGCGAGCCCACAACCGAAGAAGAGAAGACCGUGGAACCGAAAGCCGAUGAGCAGGCGAAAGACAAUGAUAAAACCUCGACUGAGCAACCCCAAGCUGAAGAGAAGGCCGGAGAAAAACCGGAUGAGACCGCAAAUGGGGACUCUGUAGAGGUCGAAGAGAAACCAAGUGAGGGCGACGAGAAACAGAAUGAGCUUGAAGAUAAGUCGAGUAAGGCCGACGAGAAACCAAGUGAGGACGAAGGGAAACCGAGUGAGGCCGAAGGUAAACCAAGUGAGGACGAAGGGAAACCGCGUGAGGCCGAAGGGAAACCAAGUGAGGACGAAGGGAAACCGAACGAGGCCGAAGAGAAACCAAAUGAGGACGAAGGGAAACCAAGUGAGGAUGAAGGGAAACCGAACGAAGCCGAAGAGAAACCGAUUGAGGCUGAAGUGAAAACGGAAGAACCUGAAACCGAGAAAUGUGAACUAACAACAGAGCUUUGAAAAUUGCUGCCAAGAUAACUUAAUGUAGACAAGUAAACUCUUACUGAAAUCCCACAAUAUACGGGGGCUGUACUGUUAGACUCUCUUCUUUCUACAACGGAAUUUAAGUGUAGGAAGACAUUAACGAGAGUCGCCAGAAAGAAAUAGGCUGUCAAUUGCUUCACGAAGCUGUUUGAAUGGGAUGUUAGCUUAUGAAACAAAUUCGUAUUCCUUCUGUACAGUUACUUGAGUUCCACAAAAUACUUCUCGAAACCAUGGUUUAGUUGAGCAGCUCUUUCAAACGGUAAUGGAAAAAAUUCAUAUGUGCAUAUCCGUUUUUCGAAGUAUUUUUGUAUUAACCACACCUUACACAGGAAAGUAACCUUAGAAAUGAGUAUUGGCGGCCAUAUAGUGCUUUCAUCUUGUCCGAACAGCUCUCAGAUUUUGCAUUUUAUAUUAAGAGGUAACUCGUCUGCCCUCGUCUAGAGGCAUCGCAGGGCGUGAUCCAUCUUUAUCUGACGUUUGCUUGAAACCGAAACUGAAAAACAGGUUUAAGAGUCACAGGCAAGGUUUUUCCUCAGUCCUAUGUGUGGGAGACGCAGGGGAUGGCAGCUGACAGAUCAAAUUUUAGACCCUGAGGCAGGGCUUUAAUGUCGAAAUCCCUACUCAACGGGGAGUCCUCUCGGUCUGUUUUUCGUUGAUAGCCCCCCCACUUCCGCUCGUCCUAAGUCAAACCAUUGAUAGGUGCAUUAUGUAAAACAGCCAACUGUCAGGAAAACCUAACGAAACCUUUGGGUCGGCAUGCGGUGGAAUGGCAUCUUGUGAUUCUUGUCCUUGGAAAGAAGUAUACCACUCCUUACUGUUAACAAUUGAUACGUAGAGAAACAACACUGGUGUUUCAGAACGUCAUAUUUAAUUUCUCAACUAGACAAAUAAAUUCGAACCAGUUCCUGUAGGAACAUUUAAUUAAAGGAACAAAUAUUGCUAAGACAAGGGUAAAUAAAAAAAUAUUCUGUUAAUUAUUAAUAGGCCUAAUGAAUGGAUUUAUGUGGUGAGUACGAUUGUUAGCACUUGUUAUGCAUUCAUGAAAUAAUACACGUGGAGCAUAAAGUACUGUACAAUAUAAAUUUGGCCGAAUAAAAUUAAAAAGACUAUUUUAUCGCUCUGUAGCGAAUCUCUUAUCAAUAUUAACGUAUGUUGUUUAAAAAGAAAUCACAAAUUAAAAAA